AGUGCCUUAAUAAACCCUAUAUAAAGGGGUACAUAACCCUAGCACAAACUACCUCACAACACCAAACAAUAAUAAUAAUAAUUUUUCUUUCUUGUCUUGGCGAUCUUCUUUUAUUCAACCUUUCUCUCUCUAACAUUGAAAAAGAGGGGAAAGAAAGAAUAAGAGGGUCAUUCUCUUCUUUUUCUUAUAUAUAAUAUUUUCUCGGGAAACAAACAGUAGCUCUAUUACUCAACAUGGGUAAUUGUGGAAGUUUUCCAAAGACAAAGGGAGAUGAAGCCGAUGCCCCCGUUCCGGCACCGGAGUUACACAAGGAAGAUUUGUUGAAGAUAGACAAUGAUAAUGAUCAAGAAAAGGUUACAAAGGUAGAAGAAGAAGAAGAAGAGAAAACUAUUACUACUGAUGAUAACUUCAAUGCUGAGAAGAAGGACAAUUCUGAGAAUGGCGAUGGAGAUGAUAAUCAGACUAAUAAGCCUGCUCUUGAUGAUGAGAAAAAUCCUCAAUCUUUUCAGGCUUCAUUUGAUGAUGAGAGAGAGAAAGAUGAAAAGGGAGCUGAUCAUGUUGAUGUAAGUGAGAAGAAAGUAGAAAUUGAAGUAUCAUCAGAAGAAAAAGAAGAGAAAUAUAAUGUUGAGGAAGUGAAGGUGGAUGAGGAAAAGACUAAUAACAACAACAAAGCAAUUGAGCCUGCCUCACCAGUAGCUGAUGUACCAGCUGCAACUAUCAAAUAAUAAUAUCAUAACCAUUGCAUGAAGGAGAUCUCAACAAAAAAUGAAAAUCAAACAAAGAUGAAAAUUAAUAUUUAUUUUUAAUUCCAGCUUUCUCUGUUGUGGGAAUCAGUAUAAUUAUUGAAUAGGUUCUUCUCUUAAAAUUGUUUAUUUUCAAGACAUAUAUGGCUCCAUUCCAUUGGUUUGGUUGUGGAUAUCAAUUGAUUUCGGGUUCAUUUUUCUAUUGAUUGGUCACACAAUGUUAUAUUGUUUAAUUUAUUUAAUUUGAUAUUGUUUCCAA
Molecule: messenger RNA, 1002 nt
Organism: Cannabis sativa
Lineage: Eukaryota; Viridiplantae; Streptophyta; Magnoliopsida; Rosales; Cannabaceae
Product: nuclear polyadenylated RNA-binding protein 3-like
Exons: 2
Coding region: 234-725 (163 amino acids)
Source: RefSeq, a predicted model, not a curated record